Molecule: messenger RNA, 904 nt
Organism: Bufo gargarizans (Asiatic toad)
Lineage: Eukaryota; Metazoa; Chordata; Amphibia; Anura; Bufonidae
Gene: NDUFV2
Product: NADH:ubiquinone oxidoreductase core subunit V2
Exons: 8
Coding region: 111-842 (243 amino acids)
Biological process (GO): mitochondrial electron transport, NADH to ubiquinone
Molecular function (GO): NADH dehydrogenase activity
Source: RefSeq, a predicted model, not a curated record
UCAGUUCUUAUUGGCCGUUUGCUCCCUGAGAUCUGCGCUCUGUUAGUGUCGCCUGUCUGCCUCCAGGACCAUUGCACUUGGGGCCCAGAGCAGCCUUGACCUGAGCCGCCAUGUUCCUGUGCUCCAGGCUCGGGGCCGGGGUCACCAGCUCGGUACGACGGUACUUACAUAAAACUGCAAGAUGCAGUGGAGCUGGAGGAGCUUCAUUUGUGCAUAGAGAUACCCCUGAGAACAACCCAGAUACUCCCUUUGACUUCAAUGAAGAAAAUUACAAGAGAAUAGAGGCUAUAAUUGGCAACUACCCAGAGGGCUACAAAGCAUCGGCUGUAAUCCCAGUGCUUGAUUUGGCACAGAGACAGCACGGAUGGCUGCCUAUCUCCGCUAUGAACAAGGUAGCUGAAGUCUUGGACAUGCCUGCCAUGAGAGUAUAUGAAGUGGCAACCUUCUAUACUAUGUACAACCGGAAACCUGUAGGAAAGUACCACAUUCAGAUUUGUACUACAACACCUUGUAUGCUUAGAGAUUCUGACUCCAUACUGGAAGCUAUCAAGAAGAAACUUGGAAUAAAAGUUGGAGAGACCACACCUGACAACAUGUUCACACUGGCAGAAGUUGAGUGUCUCGGCGCCUGUGUAAAUGCACCAAUGGUGCAAAUUAAUGACCAUUAUUAUGAAGAUUUGUUGCCAAAGGACAUGGAAAGUAUCAUUGAUGAUUUGAAGGCUGGGAAAGUUCCUGAUCCUGGACCAAGAAAUGGCAGAUUCUCGUGUGAGCCUGCUGGAGGACUAACCUCUCUGACUGGACCUCCACCAGGACCUGGCUUUGGUGUUAGGGCAGACCUCUGAAUCUUAGUAAAUGUAUCUGUUUGUAAACCUAAACAAUAAUAAAGUUAUGUCAUAAACCACAA